ACAUUUGCAGAGUGGGUUUUAUUUCCCACCCCCAGUCCAUACUGAAUUAGUUCUCAUUGAAACAAACUACCAAGGUAGAAUUCAGGAACGUCUCAGGUUUUGCACCAGCUUGAGGGAAGGAGAAUUCAGCCAGGAGAAAGAUUUCAGCAAGGUGUAAAGACUUAGAUACAAAGGCUAAUUCAAUAGCUUUUCCUGUGAAGCAGCUGAAAAGUAGAUGCUGUGUACCUGUUAUUGUGAUACACUCCAUAUGCAACACAACUUGAAUGUAUAAUGCAAAUUGAUUUUUAGCCAUUAUAAAGAGUGCUACUUCAGGGGAGAAGAGCAAAAGAAAGCAGCAGAGCUCAGCAUGAUAAAGUGAAGAACAAUGGUGGAGAAAAUGGAAGGCAAUGGUAAAGCUUGCAUUCAGCGUUGGACUACCCGGCAUGUAGCCAAAUGGCUGAAGGAAGAAGGGUUUUGUGAGUAUGUGGAAAUAUUGUGUGAUAAGCACAGACUGGAUGGGAUUACACUACUGACUCUGACAGAAUAUGACUUGAGGUCUCCACCUCUGGAAAUUAAAGUACUGGGUGAUAUCAAAAGGCUCAUGUUGUCAAUACGCAAAUUGCAAAAGCACCAUAUUGAAGUUUUGGAAGAGCUUGGUUACAACAGUGACAGCCCUAUUGUUUCUCUAUCCCCUGUGGGCUCUCUUCAAGGAACAGACUGGUUUUGUAAUGGUGACGUGCAACGGGACUGUGAUGACUGUGAGCCUGCUGCUGAUUUGAAUGCUGAGCAGUAUCAGUAUGCAAAUGGAAAAAACAAACAUCCCACACGAAGACUGAACCCAGAGUACUGGAAGACAGCUUUGAGUUGUAUAUAUGUUUUCAUUGUGUUUGGUUUCACAUCAUUCGUCAUGGUCAUUGUCCAUGAACGAGUACCUGACAUGCAAACUUACCCACCACUACCAGACAUAUUCCUAGACAGUGUUCCUAGGAUACCAUGGGCCUUUGCCAUGACUGAAGUAUGUGGAGUGGUUCUCUGCUACAUCUGGUUAAUUGUACUCCUCCUUCACAAACACAGAUCUAUUCUUUUACGACGGUUAUGCAGUCUUAUGGGUACUGUGUUCUUGUUGCGUUGCAUUACAAUGUUUGUGACCUCGCUGUCUGUGCCAGGCCAACAUUUGCAGUGUUCUGGAAAGCUCUAUGGCAAUGUCUGGGCAAAACUUCAGCGAGCCUUUGCAAUUUGGAGUGGAUUUGGCAUGACACUGACAGGAGUGCAUACGUGUGGAGACUACAUGUUCAGCGGCCAUACUGUUGUCUUGACUAUGCUCAAUUUCUUUGUCACUGAAUAUACACCAAGAAGCUGGAACUUCUUGCACACUCUGUCCUGGGUGCUGAAUCUCUUUGGAAUCUUCUUCAUUUUGGCUGCACAUGAACACUACUCCAUUGAUGUUUUUAUUGCCUUCUAUAUCACCACAAGACUGUUUCUUUAUUAUCACACAUUGGCUAACACAAGAGCUUAUCAGCAAAGUAGGAGGGCCAGGAUCUGGUUUCCUAUGUUCUCUUUUUUUGAAUGCAAUGUAAAUGGUACCGUUCCAAAUGAAUAUUGUUGGCCCUUCUCUAAACCAGCUAUAAUGAAAAGAUUAAUUGGCUAAAGAGCACUGGGCUUAAUUCGCACCUGUGUGAAGUAUUUGUGACUAACUUUUCUUAAAGAAUAGGAUGGGGUUCUUCUUAUCCAUGUGACCUCCUCUGGCCUUGUUUUUUCUCUUAGUUACAACAACAAGAAGAGAAUUACCUGUUGCCAUUUCUAAUAUGCAGACAAAUUUGUUAACCUGUAGUGAAAUGCUGCAUGAAUGAGAUAAAGUUGAGUUACUACUUCAGUAAUCUUUAUAACUCGAGCAUUUGGAAGACUUUCAGUUGUCCUGCGAUGAGGGAAUGACGGGCUGUAGAUUACAUCAAAUAUCACUUAGUUAGCUAAUGUAUCUCAAACUAAUGUUAUACUUCAAAAUGAAUGUCAUAUGACAGUAAGGUGUGUUCGGGAGGUAAAUGAGUAGAGGAACAUUCAACUGGCAAAACAACAACAAAACCCUCCCUGAAUGUUUGAGAAGUACAUGCUGUGUGUCGUAGGUACAGAAGGGGCAGUGAUAAGAAUGAAUGGGAGUUUCAUUUACGUGACGUAAGUGACUUCAUACUCUUCUACCAUCUAGAAGAUUUUCUUGUUUACAUUUCAGUAAAUUAAUUAAAAAAUAAAUUAUCUUUUGAAAUGGUAGUGAUUUAGUUUUGGUGCCACAACUUUUCAUUACAGUAUUAAACCGUUAAGUCUGUCUUUGCUUUUAAAUAGUGCUCCUAGAAGAAUAUUGUUAAGUUGGGAUAAUAGCAGGCCUUAUCCCUAUGAACAAAAGAAAUGUUGUGGCAUUUAUUUUUAUUUCUAUUUUGAUGAAGCAAAUGGGAAGAAAUUGAACAGUAGCUUUUGGGAAUACUGUUGAUAGCAAUCUUUUUUCUUUGCUCUCAUGUAUGACUGACAAAAACAUCUCAUUCUGCUCCACAUUACACUGGUCGAUGCUGCAAUAUAAUUGGCUAGUUGAAAAAAUCUGAAUAUUUUCAGUGAAUACUUUAUUCUUUUCUUGCAAGUUGAAAACUGUCUUAAUCAGCUUAACUUUUGUGAUAAGUAUUACUUUCACUUAUUUAGAAAGUACUAUGAUUAUAGCAAGAAUAAUGAAUAGAACUGGAGCUUAAAACAUUAGAAGUACAAGCAAAGCACAUGGCACUUGGCAGUCAUGCAAACCUUACAUUUUGUUUGUGGUGUCUAGCUUUUAUAGAAAAUACUCAGGUUUUCACUUAAUCCUUUAAGCCAUCCAUUUAAUGGGAAAUUGUGUUACUAUUUGUGUAAAAUGGCAAUGGUUAUAUUAGCACAUUGAUUCAACAGUGCUUCAGAUUGUAGCAUUUCAAAAUUGUGUGUUACAGUUGAGAUUCACAUUCACGAUUUGCUAGUCUAGCACCAGCUGUUCAUGCAUUGGAUUAAUUUUCAUUCUGUAUAUUAAAAUGUGUUUGUUAAAAAUAGUCUUGCUUACACCACUUGGUAUUUAUUAGGCUGUUCAGAUCUUCAGUCUAGUAAGUUCAAGAUCUUCAGUCACACUGUAUUUGAAUAACUUAUAGCGUUAAAACUGUGGUUAGGUAGAAUAUAUGCUAUUACAAGACGUCCACGCAGCACACUAGGUUUCUACAAAUCAGAACAGGAUCAGCCAUCUUGUGUUUUGAAGUCUUUUAAAAUUAAUGAAUAAUUAACAAACAUUGAAUGUAUUCUCGAAGGCUUUCAUGGCCGGGAUCUGAUGGUUGUUGUGGGUUUUUUGGGCUCUUUGGCUGUGUUCUGAAAGUUGUUCUUCUUAACGUUUCACCAGUCUCUGAAUGUUCAAAUAGAAGUUCAGAUGUCUUGGAAUUACCAUUGGUAACCAUUUAAUCCCCCUUUCCAGUAUAUCUUCCCAGUAACUUAAACUAAGUCAGUCCCACAAAGCCACUUUGCUUCGUUUUUCUAGUUUACUGCGGUAGCAUAGGGUUGUCACUUGAUUUUUAUUGCUUCCACAAUGAGACCUUUUUUUUCUAAUUCUGUGCCAAGCAUUGCUGCAUUUGGCUUAAUAUUUAUGUGCAAAAAAUGCAUGCACCAUUGCAUUGAACAGUGUUCAAGAAUUAUUUCCAAAAUGUGCUGAUCUAGAAAUAAGUGUAAUUCAACUUGCUAAUCUGCACUUGAGAAUCAUUUACAGACUAGAACAUUGUACAUCUCCUACCUAUAUUUAAUAUUCCCUCAGUAUUACAGUAUUUAUACAUAUUCAAUAUCUUUAUCUGCCACUUUAAUGGGAAAAUAGUAUCUCAGAGCAUGCCUUAUUUUUCUCACAUAGUGUGUUGCAGAGUCUGUACUCUGCAGUUGAAUCCAUGUUGUAGAUCCUUUCCUUUAUGUUUUGACCUUUACAUUGGAAGGAUUGGUAUGUGAAGAUGUGUGGCAAGAAUUACGUUGCUGGUCUACUCCAUGGCAUCAUGAUUUGUGUAUCCCAAAGACAGAAGCAGCAGCUGCUCUCAUAUACUUUAACCAACUGCAGUGGCCAUCCUUUCUAGAGCUAUUAUUUAAAUAAAUAUUAAGAUGCACAUCAUGUGUUUUUGAAUGGGAUUGUGUUUUUCUUCAGGAUGGCACUUUUGCAGGGCAUAAGAGGACAUUUCUCUCUACUUCAUCGGACACCAUAAUCUGCUCUGGAUUUUUGCAUCACAGUUUAGCAUCCUUUGAAGCACAAUGGUGGUUGCUUAGAUCAAAACUCAAAUGCAGCUGGGAAUUCUAGGGAGAUGGUCCCUUUUCUUAAUGCAUCAGUAAAUUUACCAUUGAGAUUUACGUUAUACCGUAAGCAGUAUUAAGUGGUGAGUUCAAAUGGAAAGACCCCAAUCCAGUGAAACUUGGAUGGAUGGAAGGAUGGAUGGAUGGAUAAAUGAAUAAGAAGAAGCAGUGGACUCUAGCAUUCAACAUUAAUCCCUGAAUGAAUUUUAAGCAGUCACAUCUAACAGACAGUUAUUCCAACAUUCCCUCUAAUUCUCUGGAGCUCUGUGUGGAGGCUGCACCCCGUCUAUAUGGAGUGUGGGUACACUCACUCUGCUGCGCAUGCCCAAUGGAGCAGCUCACGGGCGGCUUAGAGGGAGUGUUGAGUCAAUCCAUGCUUGGAAUAUGUCAUGUGAGGCAGCUGUGAUGUCAUCUCUGAUUCAAUGCUCAUCCAUUUAGAAUGAAAAAAUUAAAAAAAUACAGAGCAAACUGGUAGAAAUACGCUAAAUUAUAAUUUCCCUUUAGGACAUAUUUUUCUGUCUACAGGAUUUUUUUUCAGUGCAGCAUUUGGACACGUGAUAUCUUUCAGUAUGGCAUAGAUAUUUCUUUGUCACCUCUGUGCCCUGGUUUCUGUUGGGACAUAGUUGGAAUUAAGCACAGAAAUUAAAGAUAUAGUUGCCAUUAACAGAAACUGUAUUAGAGCCCAUGCAUUUAGUUUACAUGGUACAAGAGAAAGGACUGGGGCAAAGUUUACCUUUUUUUUAAUGGCACGUGAGGUAGUCACAUUAUUUAAGAAUAAUACUUAGUACAAUCUCUUUAACUUUAAAUUAUUUUUUAUAGUUCUGUGGCCUACAUUUGCAACUUGAUUUCCAAUCAAAAUUUGUCUUUUUAUGGAUUAUUGUAUUUUAAACAGUUAUGUUUUCUUUGAUACAUCAUCUUAAAUUUAAUAGCCCCUGUUACACUUUUUUACCACCAUUAAAUAUUCCCCCCCAAUAGAAUCCACAUACAGAAAUUUCUGGUCUGAAUGGUCAACCUUUUCUUUUGUUUGUUCUUUUCCUCUUCUUAAGAAAAAUGAAAUGGAUUACAUUUGUCAUUCCUUUCUGGGUCUUCCAAGCAGUACUGUCUUUAUUUGAACACCUUACUAUUUGGAAUAGAAAGUGGUGGUAAAGCUGUUUAGCUUUUGGAUUAUAGCCCUGAUACUCAAUUGGGAAAUGGCUAACCAGCAUAAAGAAUGAAGAAAUCAAUAUCUAAAUUUUCUCUUUCUUUGAAAUUUUAAAUGUGCAAAAGUUUCUUAUAAUCAACAGAGCAGAAUAUGUUAUGCACACUCCAUCCUCUAACUAUUUGGUUUGAGUUUCCACUAAUAAUAGGUUUUGAAAUUGUGAAAUUACUCAGUAAAGAAGAACUCACUCGAUCUACAAACAUCUGCCUGUUGCUGAAUUGUAUAACAAUACUGUAAGGACGUUUUGUUGAGACUGGUAUGUACUCUACAUGUUUCCAGUAGGAAAUCAGAACAUUUUGAUUUCACUAGGUAUUUAACUGACUCUCUGACAAACUAGACCAGUAAAUCCCAUGGUAUGAGGAUGUCUUUAUGGCCCUCUGUGCAUAUUCAAGAUGGCAGGGGUCUUAAUUAUGUUGAAAAGGCUAAUCUGGCUUGAAGUUGUCCUAUUUUAAGAACAAGAUUUUACAGUCUUGUUAGUUCUAUGUACCUGUUUUUUUCAAUUAUACAUUAAAUGAAUAACAUUUCCACUGUGUUUUUGCAUUUUCCUCAGUGUAACCAGGGAAUGUAGGGGAAAGUGUUUGGUCUAAAGUUGUUGACAUGGUGCUUGACAUGGUCUUUUACUUUUACUGGCACUAAAAUAAAGUGUUACUGAGAAGCUUGAAUGUUUCUUUUGCAGAUCAGCUUGAAGCACAGAUGUGUAAAUAAAGGUGGAUUUUUCUCAAAUUUGAAUCUAGAUUUAACUUAUAAUAUUGUUUUGUAUGUGUUCUGUUAAACUGUUGAAACAUUAAAUAAAGUUUAAGAUCAAUAAACAGA
Molecule: messenger RNA, 6301 nt
Organism: Pogona vitticeps (central bearded dragon)
Lineage: Eukaryota; Metazoa; Chordata; Lepidosauria; Squamata; Agamidae
Source: RefSeq, a predicted model, not a curated record